This is a messenger RNA of Trypanosoma theileri, 1275 nucleotides long. RefSeq lists its product as uncharacterized. Lineage: Eukaryota; Euglenozoa; Kinetoplastea; Trypanosomatida; Trypanosomatidae. The transcript has a single exon. The coding region runs from base 1 to 1275 and encodes 424 amino acids. The record is from RefSeq and is a predicted model, not a curated record.
AUGGAAAAGUAUAGAAAAUACGCUGAUGCCGCUACUGGUAUUAAUCCUUUUGUGCUAUUGCAAACCCCAACCACACUUUCUGUAGUGGUUGCCGCAUUACUCUUCCCAUUUCGACUCACAGUGGCGUUUUUAAUUUCUUUGCUGUUACUUCUCUUGGAUGUAUUGGUAUAUAUCUUUUUUAUUAUACCCGGUUUAUCGUUUCUGUCAUUGCUUUUAUUUGCACCUUGUCAACGACUGUUAUUACGUUCACUUUUAUUGGCGCUUGGUAAUAUUUCUGUUGUGCGAGAAAUACCAAGAAUUGGUGGAGUAUCAUCAUCAUUAUCAUUAUCAUUAUCAUCAUCUGUAGGGAUGAAUAAGAAUUUAAGACUAAAGGCUGGUGAUGUUGUGAUUGCUAAUAUGCAAUCUGUGUGGGAUAUGUGUGUACUGGAGUUGAGUUUACAACUUCCACUCUCUAUAGUCGCCUUUUACAUUGGGAAUGCCGCAGAUGAAGGAAGAAGAAGGAGAAGAGGAGGAGGAGAUGAUAAGAAAGAAAGUGAUGAGAGUGUAUUGAAGGCAUUGGAACCAUCGCCACUGCAACGUUGGCGUGUUUGGUGGCAUAUUUACAAUACAGGUUCUCUGGAAUUCUUAAAGGCUGCCGUAGAUGGAAAUGAAAAUAAUAAUAAUAAUAAUAAUAAUAAUAAUAAAUGUAUAUUGGAUGUUUAUAAACUUCAACAAGAGCGGUGUUUGCGUCUUGGUGUGCCUCUUGUCCUCUUUGUGGAAGGGAGUUGUACAAAUGGUAGAGGAAUGCUACAUAUCCCAUCACUCAAUGUAAUAACUUCCUCAACAUUAUCAUCAUCAUCAUCAUCAACUAAUAAUAAUAAUAAUAAUAAUAAUAAUAAUAAUAAUAAUAAUAAUAGUUGUUUGUUUGUAUCUGCGAUAGAUUAUGAUACUACAUCCCUGCAUACCGUACUACGUCCACGUCAUGUACUCUCUUGUCUCUUUACAAUGAGUGCAUCUCUGCAUGGAAGUCGUGAUCCUGCUUGGUAUAGUCCACAGUUUCCAACCGCAACUGUACGUCUGGCCGCAUUAACAGAUAUUUCUACAAUAUCAACAACAAUAAUAAGAGAAAGAGAAAGAGAAGGAGAAAAGAAAGGAACAGUCAUGUUGGUAGAUGGGAUGAAAGUGUGUCAGGCGUUGUGUGCCGCAUCACGGUCUAGACGAGUGUUGAAUGUUGGACUUUUGGAGAAAUGUGGAUAUGUAGAAACGUACAUGCGACAGAUAAAUAAUGAAAAAUAA